UUGUGUAGGGAGUCUUUCAAGUUAUACUCCUGGCCUCAACGAGCACACGAGCCUCCAAUAUCCUGCACCGGAAACGUGUUCAUAUCUAACACCUUGAAAGCUACCCUCUUGCCGCAGCCCCAACUACGUUACAUUACGUUGCACGACCACCCAACAAAUAUCCUAUGUCACGACGACCUCCCGCUGACAGGGCGGCACAGAAUGCACAAACCCUCAAAGCCCUAGUCAAACUUGAAGGCAACAAAGUCUGUGCCGACUGCAAAAGAAAUAAACAUCCACGAUGGGCAAGCUGGAAUCUGGGCGUCUUCGUCUGUAUCCGAUGUUCCGGCAUACAUCGAGGCAUGGGCACCCACAUUAGCCGAGUCAAAUCAGUUGACCUAGACGCCUGGACCGAUGAACAACUACAAAAUAUCCUCAAAUGGGGCAAUACAAGAGCCAACAAGUAUUGGGAGGCGAAACUGGCGCCUGGACACAGCCCUUCCGAAGCAAAGAUCGAGAACUUUAUACGCACCAAAUAUGAAUCCAAGAGAUGGGUAAUGGAUGGCCCGAUGCCUGAUCCAUCCACACUAGAUGCCGACGGUGACGAUAACAUGCCCCUGAACAUUGUGCAAGAAAAGGCCAAAAUCGAGAGAUCAGCGUCACAACGUCAGGCUCCUGCACAACCACAAGCGCAGUCUCGUCCAGCAGCAAAUGUUAAUCUGUUCGACGACUUCACCCCUCCUUCCCCUGUGAGGCCAAGCACGGCGGACAUCGUCGGGACGAGGCCGACGAGGACUGCUCCUCCAGCUCCAACUCCAGCCUCCAGACCAGCAGGCAAACCGCAAGAUUCCCUGUUGAGCUUGGAUUUCUUUGGAAGCACAUCAGCGGCUGGUAUGGGCCGACCUUCAAGUGCGGCGUCCAAUCCUUUGCAAUCGACCAACACCAGAGGCGAUCUGAAAAGUUCGAUCUUGUCAUUGUACGCAAGUGCGCCCAAGCCGCAGCCUGCACAGCAACCGCAACACAACCGUGAGCCUUCGUUUGGCGCCAUGGCAGCACCUUCAGCCCCUAAGCAGGAUGCUUUUGGUGGUCUGGCGGAUGCGUUCGGCGGACUGAGCUUUCCCAGCACAACUACAGCCAAGUCACCUCCGCCGCCAGCACAGACAUCUUCCAACUUCUCUGCAUUUGGCAGCCUCACCAGUUCCCAACCACCGAAAGCUGCACCCUCGGCACCACAAAUUACUUCUCCGCCUCCUCUUAGCGGUGGUGGUUUCUUUGACAGUUUGCCAUCCAAACCUCCUGCGCCAAAACCUUCAGUCAUGUCGCCAGCGGCAUCUAACGGAUUAGAUUUUGCCUUUACUCAGCAACCAGCCACGCAGACACCAGCAGCAGCACCGAAGCCAGCUGGUGCUUCCAUUCCUGUGGAUCUGUUUGCAGCCGAUGAUUUUGGAGGGUUUGCCAGCUCGACUCCCGCUUCACCACCGAAACCAGCUCCGGCGACCGUUUCUUCACCACCGGCUAGCACAGCAAAUCUGACCUCGGCCUUCAAUCUAUCCUCACCGACGGUGUCCGCACCAAAACCUGCACCUCAGCCAGCAGCUCAAGCAUUCAAAACUUCUGCAAACCCUCAAGGUAAUGCAGCAACGUUUGAUCCAUGGGGAUCUAGCAAUGACAGCCCGUGGGGAGCACCCGAACCAGCUCCUGCGAAGCCGGCGCCGCCAACGGUCGAUUUGGGGAAACCGCCCACACACAUCACUCCUAACGACAUCUCCGGUGGAUGGGGAGAGCCAAUAUCAUCCAGCAGCAAGCCGGCACAGCAACCAACCGUGACGGCCGAUGAGGACUUUGGAGGAUGGACAUCAGCAUCGACGACUCAAACACCCGUGGCGCCUCCGGCCAAAUCCGGUGGUAGUGGAUUUGGAGCUGCAUCGGACCCAUUUGACAACCCAUGGGGUUGAUGGCUUACUAUGCAAACUCAAGUGCCAGUUCAUGAAAGGGGAAUGAAACAUCUACGUAGCAUGAGCAUUGAUAAAUAGACGAAGUUGCAGAUAAUGUGUUGACGGUAUAAAAAAGCAACGACGCCCGUCGAUAUAUGCAGCUUUUCUCAUAUCACUCCGUAUCGUAAAUCAUCAUCUCGUC
This is a messenger RNA of Exophiala viscosa, 2115 nucleotides long. RefSeq lists its product as uncharacterized. Bases 165 to 1934 code for a protein of 589 amino acids. The record is from RefSeq and is a predicted model, not a curated record. Gene Ontology annotation, molecular function: metal ion binding; GTPase activator activity. Gene Ontology annotation, cellular component: cytoplasm. The transcript has a single exon. Lineage: Eukaryota; Fungi; Ascomycota; Eurotiomycetes; Chaetothyriales; Herpotrichiellaceae.